Sebastes umbrosus (honeycomb rockfish) is the source of this 1454-nucleotide messenger RNA. It is a transcript of the gene ing1, whose product is annotated as inhibitor of growth family, member 1. Gene Ontology annotation, cellular component: nucleus. Gene Ontology annotation, biological process: positive regulation of DNA-templated transcription. NCBI's taxonomy places the organism in Eukaryota, Metazoa, Chordata, Actinopteri, Perciformes, Sebastidae. Bases 202 to 1131 code for a protein of 309 amino acids. The record is from RefSeq and is a predicted model, not a curated record. The transcript is spliced from 4 exons.
AGCCUCCUUCUAUAGGCCUUGAGUAGGACCUAUAUACUAAACGAACACUAGUAUCACAGAAAGCCGUUGCUAGUGGUACACACCAUACACGACCUAGCGUUAGCAAGAGCUGCAUCACGGAGUGUCUGAGCUUCACAAAAACUAAUAUCCACACAGGUGCAGGUGUCCCGGGGAGUGUCCUGGGGUAAAGAGGGAUCCGCAAUGCUGAACCCUACCAAUGGCGACCCAAGCCAUGUUGUUGUGAAUUAUGUUGAGGAGUAUUUGGACCUGGUGGAGUCACUACCAUUUGACUUGCAGAGGAGUGUGUCCCUCAUGAAGGAAAUUGAUGCCAGGUAUCAAGAUGUUCUGCAGGAGCUUGAUGAUGCUUAUGAACGGUAUCGCCGGGAAUCUGACUCUCUUCAGAGGCGAAAGCUACAGUUAUCCAUUCAGAGAGCGCUGAUUCGCAGUCAAGAGCUCGGAGAUGAGAAGAUCCAGAUUGCCGGUCAAAUGGUGGAGUUGGUUGAGAACCGAACACGACAAAUAGACUGGCAUUCUGAACUUCUCCUUUCCUCUCAAGAAGUCCCAGAGAGUCAUGUUCCCACAGCAACAUCCACGACAACCACUGCAGCAUCCUUGAUGUCGUCAUCAUCAUCAUCAUCAGCCACAGUUACUCCAGGCAAAACUGCCCACCACGACAAGAAGCGUGAUGAGGUUACCCCAGGCUCAGGUGGUGGAGACAAGGCUGGAGGGAAACGCUCAAGACGUCAGAAAAAUGGAGAAAAUCGGGAAAGUUACGUUGGUCUGGAUCACUCAGAGGAAGCAGGAGUGGGGGCAUCUCGGGAAAAGCGGGCCAAAACAUCUUCUAAAAAGAAGAAAAGGUCAAAAGGAAAGUCUGAAAGAGAAGUGUCACCCCCAGACCUGCCCAUCGAUCCAGAUGAGCCAACAUAUUGCCUGUGUGAGCAGGUGUCCUACGGCGAGAUGAUUGGCUGUGAUAACGAUGAAUGUCCUAUUGAGUGGUUUCAUUUCUCCUGUGUCGGGCUCCAUCAUAAGCCCAAGGGCAAGUGGUACUGCCCUAAGUGUAGGGGUGAGAAUGAGAAGACCAUGGACAAGGCCUUAGAGAGGGCCAAGAAGGAGAGGGCAUACAACAGGUAGCUCGCUCCGUCUGGCCCAACGAACAUUAUGGCGUAAAAAAAAUAUUUUAUGUCUCUGUCUUUGUUUCCAUUUACUGUCAACACUGUUUUAAAAAAAAAAAUGAUAAGAGGGAUGUUGUAAAAAGUUAUUUUUGUAACGGCUGCCUGACUGAGAAACAAUAUUGCUGCCUCUUGGUUGGGAUUAUUAGUAAAAAAUGGACACAGUACAGUAUAACCUGCAUGAAACUUACAUCCCUCUAUGUUUUCAUCAUGCAUGCAACAUCAUCCACUCCGUUAUAUAUGCUCAAUUAAUUAACAAAUAAAACGUUUCUAAACAAAGAAGAA